CGGGCUCUCCGGAAGGAGACGUGGCGGCGGUUGGGUCCCGGGCACCUGGGUUGCUUUGUAGUCCCGCCGCCGCCUCCUCCUCCUCCUCCUUCUCCUCCUCCUCCUCCUGGUCUCCUCUUUGUGCAGAGGCAGCUGUAGCAGCGGCUGGGGAAAGCGGCAGCGGAGGAUGGAGGAAGGAGGCGGCGGCGUGCGGAGUCUGGUACCCGGGGGGCCGGUGUUCCUGGUCCUCUGCGGCCUCCUGGAGGCGUCCGGCGGCGGCCGCGCGCUCCCCCCGCUCAGCGAUGAUGUCCCUUUCCGAGUCAACUGGCCCGGCACCGAGUUCUCUCUGCCCACAACUGGAGUUUUAUAUAAAGAAGAUAACUACGUCAUCAUGACAACUGCACAUAAAGAAAAAUAUAAAUGUAUACUGCCCCUUGUAACAAGUGGGGAUGAGGAGGAAGAAAAAGAUUAUAAAGGUCCUAAUCCAAGAGAGCUUUUGGAACCACUGUUUAAACAAAGCAGUUGUUCUUACAGGAUUGAAUCUUACUGGACUUACGAAGUAUGUCAUGGAAAACAUAUCCGACAAUACCAUGAAGAGAAAGAAACUGGUCAGAAAAUAAAUGUUCAUGAGUACUACCUUGGAAACAUGUUGGCUAAGAACCUACUAUCUGAAAAAGAACAAGAAGCAGAAGAAAAAGAAAAAUUAAAUGAGAUUCCCACUAAAAAUAUUGAAGGUCAGAUGACACCCUACUAUCCUGUGGGAAUGGGAAAUGGUACACCUUGUAGCUUGAAACAGAACCGGCCCAGAUCAAGUACCCUAAUGUACAUAUGUCAUCCCGAAUCUAAGCAUGAAAUUCUUUCAGUAGCUGAAGUUACAACUUGUGAAUAUGAAGUUGUCAUUUUGACACCGCUCUUGUGCAAUCACCCUAAAUAUAGGUUUAGAGCAUCUCCUGUGAAUGACAUAUUUUGCCAAUCACUGCCAGGAUCUCCAUUUAAACCCCUCACUCUGAGACAGUUGGAACAGCAGGAAGAAAUACUAAGGGUGCCUUUUAGAAGAAAUAAAGAGGAAGAUUUGCAGUCAACUAAAGAAGAAAGGUUUCCAGCCAUCCACAAGCCUAUUGCUGUUGGCUCUCAGCCAGUGCUCACUGUCGGAACAACCCACAUAUCCAAACUGACAGAUGACCAACUUAUAAAAGAAUUCCUUAGUGGUUCUUACUGCUUUCAUGGGGGUGUUGGUUGGUGGAAAUAUGAAUUCUGCUAUGGCAAACAUGUACAUCAAUACCAUGAGGACAAGGAUAGUGGAAAAACUUCUGUGGUUGUGGGGACUUGGAAUCAAGAAGAACAUAUUGAGUGGGCAAAGAAGAACACUGCCAGAGCAUACCAGCUUCAGGACGAUGGGACCCAGAUAGUCAGGAUGGUCUCACAUUUUUAUGGAAAUGGAGAUAUUUGUGAUAUAACUGACAAACCAAGACAGGUGACUGUAAAACUAAAGUGUAAAGAAUCAGACUCUCCUCAUGCUGUUACUGUGUAUAUGCUAGAGCCUCAUUCCUGUCAGUAUAUUCUUGGGUUGUGGGAAAGAAUGAGCAUAUUUUACUGGGAAGCACUCAAAAGAAUCUAUAUUUUGAAGACUACUGGACUCCAACUCUAACACCUUAGAGAAAAUAAAGUCUGCCAUCUUACAUUGCUUUAUGAUGACUCCACAAGCCCUUUUCUGGGGAGCCGAGGACGGGCCUGGUACGGGCGGGCCAAGCACGCUCCCGCUGCGCUGAUCUCCAGCUGUCCUGGACCGAGUGCUGUGUGUGUUAUUUCUCAUCCCUGACAAGAGGAUAGUGUAUCUCCUCCCUCCAUUAAAUGUGCUGUGUUCGUGAACUGAAAUUAUUCCACUUCUAAAGUACUGAACUCCUCAAAACACUUCUCUGUAAAAAGCACAACUUCCUGUUAUCUUUUCUCAGAAUCAUAUUAAUAAAUUUAGUAUUGUACAA
This is a messenger RNA of Cavia porcellus (domestic guinea pig), 1961 nucleotides long. It is a transcript of the gene Erlec1, whose product is annotated as endoplasmic reticulum lectin 1. NCBI's taxonomy places the organism in Eukaryota, Metazoa, Chordata, Mammalia, Rodentia, Caviidae. The record is from RefSeq and is a predicted model, not a curated record. The coding region runs from base 167 to 1627 and encodes 486 amino acids. Gene Ontology annotation, cellular component: endoplasmic reticulum lumen. The transcript is spliced from 15 exons. Gene Ontology annotation, biological process: retrograde protein transport, ER to cytosol; endoplasmic reticulum unfolded protein response.